GUUCCGCUACCUGUGUGUUAAUAUAUUAAUCCAAGCAAUCACCCAACAUAAUAUGGUGUCAGAAGUUGUCGUCUAAAAUUAAUCUGUCAGUAAAUAAAGAAUCAAGCCCGUCAUGCCAGACAAUGAAGUAAAUCCGUCAAAUUCAAAUGCUAACCAAUCUGUUGUAGAAGCACGUGUAGUAGAGCAGCACCUAUGGCAUCUUGUUCGCUUCAGCCUAUGAAUCUGCGUGCACCUGAUUUAUCACAAGCCUGGAAAACUUGGAAAACCCAAUUCCUAAUUUAUCUGCGAGCUACAGGUCUUGACAAAGAAAGUGAUGCAAGAAAAGUCGCCUUAAUGCUUCACUACCUGGGCCCCGAUUGCUUGAAAAUCUACAAUUCUUUUAACGAAAACUUGGAUUCUGUGAAAUACGACGAGCUAGAAACGAGGUUUGAUGCACAUUUUACACCUACCGCUAAUAUUUCAUUUGAGAGGCAUAUAUUUAUAACACGAAAGCAAGGUAGCAAUGAAUCCCUUGAGGAUUAUGUCACAGCAUUAACAAAUCUUAGCCUGUCCUGCGACUUGGGAGCACUACGUGAAAGCUUGAUUAAAGACAUUUUUACCUGUGGUUUAAACGAAUCCAAUCACUACAUCAAGGAAAAAUUAAUUGGAGCAGGUCCAAUCGAAUUAAAUAAAGCAGUCGAACUAGCGAAGACCGCAUCCCUUACAAAAGCGCAGAUGUCUCAGUUAAGUUCAGCAGCAUCGUUCGUAGGUGCAAUAAAUAAUCAAUUUCAAAGAAGAAAGCGUGUCAAUCAAAGCCACACGAAGAGAAGAAAAUCUGUCAGUCCGAGUACAUCGCCUAAGAAUAAUUAUGGAUCGCCGUCAAGCUACGAUAGUGCAUGUACCCGCUGUGGUCAACAUCAUCGAUAUAGAUGCCCUGCAGCAACUCAAAUUUGCAAUUACUGCCACAGAAGAGGACAUUUCGUGCAAUGCUGUUUUAAGAAAAAAUCAAGAACUGUUCAUCAGCUGUCUACAACCGAAGAUUUAUUUUUAGGAAUGGUCGAGUGUGAAAAUGUUCCCAGUUCUGAUGUCAAAUCCUUAUCAUGGGAAUCUGCCGUACACAUUAACAACAAAGAAGUCAUUUGCCAAUUGGACACCGGAGCUCAAACGAACAUAAUCAGUUUGUCUAAGUUCACAACUUUGGGCUUACCGAACUCAAAUAUCACACCUUGUUCGUCAAGGGUGAGUACGUUUACAGGACAUAAUAUUGAUGUAAUUGGUUCAGUUAAUUUGACUUGUAAAGUAGGGUUAAGGAAGUCGCACGAAUUAUUUCAUGUUGCAAAUUUCAAUUGUGUUACAAUCUUAGGAUUAAGAGCUUGUAUUAAUUUGAAAUUAGUGAAAAGACUUCACAACGUGCAAUUCGAUUCUGAAAGUAAUCAGACGAGUGAAGUUCAGUCUGAAAAACACAAUGUCUUGGAAACUUAUAAGGACGUAUUUGAAGGUUUAGGUAAAAUUGAUAUGAAAUGUCACUUUGUAGUCGAUAAAAAUAUUAAGCCUGUCAUUGAACCACUGCGAAAAAUUCCUUUUAUGUUACAUAAGGAUUUGGAAAAAGAACUUAAACGUAUGGUUGACUUAGGGGUUAUAAUAAGAAUAUCUGAGCCCACUGCAUGGGUAAAUAGUAUAGUUAUAACCACUAAGAAAAAUGGUAAUUUAAGAAUCUGUCUGGAUCCUAGAAAUCUGAACAAAGCAAUUAAACGGUCUCAUUAUCCAUUUCCGAAUAUAGAUUCGGUAACAAGUAAACUUGCGAAUGCAUGUUUUUUCUCAACUCUCGAUGCAAAUUCAGGUUUCUGGACUAUACCUUUAGAUGACCAAUCAUCUAAACUGUGUACUUUUAUAACUCCUUUUGGACGUUUUCGUUUCCUGAGGUUACCAUUUGGUAUUAACUCUGCACCAGAAAUAUUCCAUGCUACAAUGGUGGAUCUGUUUGCACAAAUUAAAAAUGUAAUUAUUUAUUUUGAUGAUCUGCUUAUAUUUGGAAGUACAAAAAAGGAACAUGAUUCUGUUUUAAAAACGGUCCUUGAUAGGGCUCGUUCAGUGAAUAUGCGUUUUAAUCCAAAUAAAUCGCAUUUGUGUAAAACCUCUGUAACCUACAUGGGUCACGUAUUUUCAAGUCGUGGCAUUCAUCCAGAUCCUUUAAAAAUUAAGGCAAUUGUUAAAAUGCCAGAACCCAAAAAUAAGCAAGAUUUACAAAGGUUUAUGGGUAUGUUAACUUAUUUGUCGUCAUUUAUCAUAAAUUUUUCUGAUCAUACGAAAGUGUUGAGGUUAUUAAUUAAAAAAGACAACCCUUGGCAUUGGGAUGAAAUUCAUAGAACAGAAUUUAACAAAUUAAAAACCCUUAUCACUAAAGCACCAGUAUUAACGUACUUUGAUACAAACAAGAAACUUACGCUAUCAUGUGAUUCAUCUCAAUAUGCAGUUGGAGCUGUCAUAUCGCAUGAUAUUAACCCAAUUGCUUUUGCAUCUGCUUCAUUAACAGACUGUCAGCAAAAUUAUGCACAAAUUGAGCGUGAACUUCUUGCAAUUGUAUAUGGAUGUAUAAAAUUCCAUCAGUACAUAUAUGGACAAAAAGUGCUAGUGCACACUGAUCAUAAACCAUUAAUUCCCCUUUUUAUAAAGCCCUUAUAUAAGGUCCCACAGCGUCUUCAAAGAUUUAUGCUUAAAAUUCAAGCCUAUGAUCUUGAAGUUCAGUAUGUGCCAGGAAAUAAAAUGUUUGUAUCUGAUACCUUAUCUAGGGCUCCAUUGUCAGAUAAACUGCUGGAAAUAUCAGAUGAAUUUGAUAAGGAUCUUAAUUUACAUGUAAAUUUACUAGUGUGCAAUCUUGCAGUUUCUUCUGAACAGUUAAACAAAAUUCGAGAACAGACGAACAAUGAUCAGACUCUGUUAACGUUAAGUAAAUAUUAUCAAGAUGGUUGGCCGUCAAAUAGAAAUAAUAUUCCCUUAGAAGUGCGACCAUUUUUAAAAUUUUCUGAAUUUAUUCAUGUUGCGGAUGGUAUCGUUUUUAAAGGUGAUUGUAUCGUAAUACCAUCAUCACUACGCAAGGAAAUGCUGGCAAUAAUCCAUGAAGGACAUUUUGGUAUUGAUCGAUGUAUUAAGUUCGCAAAAAACUCAUUAUUUUGGCCGAACAUGAGUAGCGAUAUCAAAAAUAUCGUGUCUACAUGCAUUACGUGUCAGCAAUUCAGCAGAAAUAACAGUCAACUUCCUUUAAUGCCACAUGAAAUAAAAUUAGUACCAUGGUAUAAGAUUGGGGUAGAUUUUAUGGAUGUAUUGGAUAAGAAAUAUCUUGUUUGCAUUGACUAUUUCUCGAAGUACAUAGAAAUAGCAGUAAUGCAAAGAGGAUGUACAGCUUUACUAGUUAUAAUAGAACUAAAAUCAAUUUUUGCAAGGCAUGGAAUACCUGUCACAUUAAUCUCAGACAAUGGUCCUCCAUUUGGUUCCAAUGAAUUUGCUAACUUUGUUAAAACUUGGCAUAUAAAUCACGUGACAGCUAGUCCACACCAUGCUCAAUCAAAUGGUCAAGUAGAAAGGAGUAUAGGCACUUUGAAAAAUAUGAUUAUUAAAGCAUUUGAGUGCAAUGAAGAUCCAUAUUUGGCUCUUCUACAAUAUCGUACAACUCCUAACGAAAGUUUGAACUCCCCAUCACAAUUGUUAAUGAGUCGCUUACUCAGAACGCGACUACCCAUUAAAGAAUCUCUUUUGCAAUCACAAUUAACAGAUUUGAAUAAGCAAAAACAAUUUAUUGAAAGGAUGAAUUUUAAAAAAUCUCAUUAUUUCAAUAAAUCAUGUAAAACUCUUAAUGAUCUCGUAGUGGGACAAAAAGUGUUAUUCAAAAAGGCACUUGCAGAUAAAAAAUGGCACAUAGGUACAAUUGUAAGUGUAGGACCUUUACCACGAACUUAUCAAGUACAAAAUGCAGAAGGCACAUUAUACCGCAGAAACCGAAUGUUCUUUAAACCCUUAAAAACAAUGGAAACUGAAAUUGCUGAUGUUAAUAAUGAUAAUGAAGGAUUAUUAACUAACAGUAAUUCAGACAAUUCAUUACUAAUUGUUCCAAACCCAAUUAGGUCAGAAACGGUGAAUGAUUCUGAAAUACAGGUGAAUGAUUCUGAAAGGCACACACGAUCAGGUCGUUUAAUUAAGACCCCAAGUAGACUAAACUUGUAGUAAUGUUUGUAAUUAUAUGUAAUGUUUGUUAUUUUAAGUAUACUUUGUAUUAUUAAGGAAAGGGAGAUGUUAUAGUAUAUCUGUAUGUUAUAAAACGUGGCAACUAUGUCUUUCGUAAAGGUUGCCAAGACGAAGCCGGUACGCUUGACACGACAGCUGCUCGAUGGCCGGUGACAUGA
Messenger RNA from Photinus pyralis (common eastern firefly), 4376 nucleotides. RefSeq lists its product as uncharacterized. The transcript is spliced from 2 exons. Gene Ontology annotation, molecular function: nucleic acid binding. The record is from RefSeq and is a predicted model, not a curated record. Gene Ontology annotation, biological process: DNA integration. Lineage: Eukaryota; Metazoa; Arthropoda; Insecta; Coleoptera; Lampyridae. Bases 193 to 4197 code for a protein of 1334 amino acids.